Messenger RNA from Mastomys coucha (southern multimammate mouse), 5974 nucleotides. It is a transcript of the gene Bmpr1a, whose product is annotated as bone morphogenetic protein receptor type 1A. Gene Ontology annotation, biological process: BMP signaling pathway; cellular response to growth factor stimulus; protein phosphorylation. The transcript is spliced from 13 exons. Gene Ontology annotation, cellular component: signaling receptor complex; plasma membrane. The coding region runs from base 579 to 2177 and encodes 532 amino acids. Gene Ontology annotation, molecular function: ATP binding; SMAD binding; transforming growth factor beta receptor activity, type I. The record is from RefSeq and is a predicted model, not a curated record. Lineage: Eukaryota; Metazoa; Chordata; Mammalia; Rodentia; Muridae.
GCCCUUCCCCCUCCUCCCCCCUCCCCCGCGAGCGAGCGAGCGUCCUCCGCGGCUGAGGCGGCAGAGAUUGGAAUCUGCUUGCCGGCCGCGCGGAGGAGGAGGAGGAGGAGGAGGAGGGCGGAGGGAAGGGCGGGGAGGGAGGCUCGAGCUCCCGCGCGUCGGCCCGCGCGAGACGAGGACUGUGCGGCCGCGCGAGGGGCGACCGGGCUCGGGCCGCUGCACGCCGAGGGCGGAGGCCGAGCCGGGCCCCGCCGCCCCGCGGCUGUCGGUGGCCGCCUGCGCCGAGCGCUGGAGGAUGAAUUUCUCGGGAUCCCGAUUUAUGAAAAUAUGCAUCGCUUUGAUACUGUCUUGGAAUUCAUGAGAUGGAAGCAUAGAUCAAAGCUGUUUGGAGAAAUUGGAACUACAGUUUUAUCUAGCCACAUCUCUGAGAAGUCUGAAGAAAGCAGCAGGUGAAAGUCAUUGUCAAGUGAUUUUGUUCUUCUAUUAGGAAACCUCAUUCAGUAAAGCCAUUUACAUUAGUGAAAUAGCAGGACCAGUAAUUCAGAGUGGCCGUGUACAGGACACGUGCGAACUGGACAAUGACUCAGCUAUACACUUACAUCAGAUUACUGGGAGCCUGUCUGUCCAUCGCUUCUCAUGUUCAAGGGCAGAAUCUAGAUAGUAUGCUCCAUGGCACUGGUAUGAAAUCAGACUUGGACCAGAAGAAGCCAGAAAAUGGAGUGACUUUAGCACCAGAGGAUACCUUGCCUUUCUUAAAGUGCUAUUGCUCGGGACACUGCCCAGAUGAUGCUGUUAAUAACACAUGCAUAACUAAUGGCCAUUGCUUUGCCAUUAUAGAAGAAGAUGAUCAGGGAGAAACCACAUUAACUUCUGGGUGUAUGAAGUAUGAAGGCUCUGAUUUUCAAUGCAAGGAUUCACCAAAAGCCCAGCUACGCAGGACAAUAGAAUGUUGUCGGACCAAUUUGUGCAACCAAUAUUUGCAGCCUACACUGCCCCCUGUCAUUAUAGGUCCAUUCUUUGAUGGCAGCAUCCGAUGGCUGGUUGUGCUCAUUUCCAUGGCUGUCUGUAUAGUCGCUAUGAUCAUCUUCUCCAGCUGCUUUUGUUAUAAACAUUACUGUAAGAGUAUCUCAAGCAGGGGUCGUUACAACCGUGAUUUGGAACAGGAUGAAGCAUUUAUUCCAGUAGGAGAAUCAUUGAAAGACCUGAUUGACCAGUCACAAAGCUCUGGUAGUGGAUCUGGAUUGCCUUUAUUGGUUCAGCGAACUAUUGCCAAACAGAUUCAGAUGGUUCGGCAGGUUGGUAAAGGCCGUUAUGGAGAAGUAUGGAUGGGUAAAUGGCGUGGUGAAAAAGUGGCCGUCAAAGUGUUUUUUACCACUGAAGAAGCUAGCUGGUUUAGAGAAACAGAAAUCUACCAGACGGUGUUAAUGCGGCAUGAAAAUAUACUUGGUUUUAUAGCUGCAGACAUUAAAGGCACUGGUUCCUGGACUCAGCUGUAUUUGAUUACUGAUUACCAUGAAAAUGGAUCUCUCUAUGACUUCCUGAAAUGUGCCACACUAGACACGAGAGCCCUACUCAAGUUAGCUUAUUCUGCUGCCUGUGGUCUGUGCCACCUCCACACAGAAAUUUAUGGUACCCAAGGAAAGCCUGCAAUUGCUCAUCGAGACCUGAAGAGCAAAAACAUCCUUAUUAAGAAAAAUGGAAGUUGCUGUAUUGCUGACCUGGGUCUAGCUGUCAAAUUCAACAGUGAUACAAAUGAAGUUGACAUUCCCUUGAAUACCAGGGUGGGCACCAAGCGGUACAUGGCUCCAGAAGUGCUGGAUGAAAGCCUGAAUAAAAACCAUUUCCAGCCCUACAUCAUGGCUGACAUCUAUAGCUUUGGUUUGAUUAUUUGGGAAAUGGCUCGUCGUUGUAUUACAGGAGGAAUCGUGGAGGAAUAUCAAUUACCAUAUUACAACAUGGUGCCCAGUGACCCAUCCUAUGAAGACAUGCGUGAGGUUGUGUGUGUGAAACGCUUGCGGCCAAUCGUGUCUAACCGCUGGAACAGUGAUGAAUGUCUUCGAGCAGUUUUGAAGCUAAUGUCAGAAUGCUGGGCCCAUAAUCCAGCCUCCAGACUCACAGCUUUGAGAAUCAAGAAGACGCUUGCGAAAAUGGUUGAAUCCCAGGAUGUAAAGAUUUGACAGUUAAACAAUUUUGAGGGAGAAUUUAGACUUCAAGAACUUCACCCAAGGAAUGGGUGGAAUUAGCAUGGAAUAGGAUGUUGGCUUGGUUUCCAGACUCCUUCCUCUACAUCUUCACAGGCUGCUAACAGUAAACCUUUUAGUACUCUACAGAAUACAAGAUUGGAACUUCAAACAAGUCAUUCUUUGUAUCUGGACAGCUGUGUUUUAAAUGUGGUUUUUUUGAUGCUUUUUUGAUUUUUAUGAACUGCAUCAAGACUCCAAUCCUGAUAAGAAGUCUCUGGUCAAACUCUGGGUACUCGCUAUCCUGUCCAUAAAGUGGUGCUUUCUGUGAAAGCCUUAAGAAAAUUAAUGAGCUCAGCAGAGAUGGACAAAGGCAUAUUUGCCUUCUAUCAGAGAAAACAUCAGUCUGUUCUGUCUUUGUAAACAGCCUAUAGAUUAUGAUCUCUUUGGGAUACUGCCUGGUUUAUGAUGGUGCACCAUACCUUUUAUAUGCAUACAAGAAUUCCUCUGCUGCCAUGGGGCUUAGAAGACAAGAAUGUAAAGGUUGAACAGGAGGGUAUUUGUGGCCAGUGGUUUAAAUAUGCAAUAUCUAAUCGACAUUCGCCAAUCUCAUAAAAGCCAUCUACCUUGUAACUGUAGUAACUUCUCCGCCGACUUUAUUUUUAGCAUAAUAGUUGUGAAGGCCAAACCCCAUGUAAAGUGUCCAUAGACUUGGACUGUUUUCCCCCAGUCACCUUUUUGUUCUCCUUUUGGUAAUUAUUUUUGUUAUAAAAUGCCUUCUAUCCAGAAUUGGAGCUCACUGUCUUGAACCAUACUUUGAAAGAAACACCUCUUCCUGGAGUCUGCCUUAUUGCAUCUGAUCACGAUGUACAUACCUGUGAUCAAAUUCUGUGGUCUUUUGUUCUUGGUACUUCUUAAAAAGGGAAGUUGUUUCUCAUGUAACAUGCUUUUUGUUUUCAGAACCUGCACAGCUGUCAUUCCAGCCAUGUUUUACCUACACUCAGCUCUAUACAAGACACCCCACACGCUCUGUCUCACAUCUGAUCCUUGAUGGGAAGUGUUUUAAAGUAGAACUAUGUAUGAAUUUCAGAAUUCAUGCAUUUUAAAAUUUCACUAAGAUAUUGUCUCAUAUCUCUUUUAUGAGGAUGUCAGCUGAUUUUUCAAUUAACUGUAAAUAUAUUUUAGAUAUCCAAAUCUUUUGAAAUUUGGUUUUACAAUUUCUGGUCCCUAACUUGUGAAGACAAAGAGGCUUAUGGUACCUAGUCACUACGCAUAUUUACACUGAACAUUAUUAAAUAAAGUGAUGUGUAUUUUAUUAGAGACCUUGUUAUCUCAGCAGUUCUGGUUCAAACUUAUUAUACCAAUAUCAUACUAUUUAAAUGUUCUAAGUAAACAAGCCAUGUGAGCCUCAAAUGUCAUUAUGUCUUCAGAUGAAACAUAAACUAAAGGUGAUUGUAUCAACACAUAGAGCAAUUGAAAUUAAAUGGGAGACAGGUAGAGCCUAUGUCCAUCUGUCCAUCUACAGACAUGACUAAACUUAGUAUAAUAUUCAUCAUCUAUAUUCUACAAAUUUCAGAUUUGUUUUGCCUGUUUUGUUUAAUGAGUCUCAUCUAAUGUACCUAAAGCCUAAGAAUACUGAGGUCUGAUUUUACCUAAGUUCAGUGAACCUGGAUGUGUUUUUCCUGGAUAAACUAAGUCUUGAAAGUCACUUAUCAUCUUACUGCUAUACCUAAGGAAUCAUUCUUUGACAUGUUUAAAUUGUAAGGAUUCUUUUCUACUUAAUGUGCUCUAAGAAAAGGCUGUCAGGAAUUAAUUGUAAGGCAGGCAGUGAGUGCUCCAGUCCCUGCCUUCCCACGCUGCCAUCACUGCACUCAUGGGAAACAGUGACGUUCUCUAAAUGGCAAACGCUGCUGUUUUUCCUUAUUUGGAAUCCUAAAAUCAAAAGUUGCAUUAAACUUACUGUGUUCUCUUCUCCCUCCUAGUCUUAAAUUUAAAAUUCAAUAAGUGAAAUAUUUAAAGAAUGUAUCAGACCUUUGGCCAGUGAGAUAGCUCAGUAGAUACAGGCACUUGCUGCCAAGCCCUCAACCUCAGUUCAGACUCUGGGACACACAUAGUGAAGGGAGGGAGCCAACACUCCAUGGCAUGCGCCCCCCAGACACAACACACCACGCACUCCAAAUACUCAAAAUUUAAAGGAAAAAAAGAAUAAAGCCCACUGUGUUAUGUAUUAAGUAUUAUGUAGUUAUUUAAUUAACAGCUUGUAAAAAUCUGGAAACUAUGAUUUGGUGUCCCUUUGAAUCUAGAGUUUAAAAAACACAUGGCUAAAAUCAGCCAUCAUUUAAAUAAUUAAAAAUAAAAGCCCCAAACCCCAAACUGCCUAAAUAAAUACCAAGUAGUCCAGGAAGACGUCACACGUGAUUUGUAUGACGUCAUGUGUGGUAGGUCACUGGGACAGAGCAUGUUAAGCUUUGUCCCACCCAGCCUGAUUCUCUGAGGUUUCUACAGCACUGAGUACUGUUCUGAGUAUAAAAUCUGAACUGAUUUCUCUGGAAAUAUUAUAGCAAAAGAUAAUUUAGUUAGCAUGUUAUGUUACCCUUCCAGUGUCUAGAAACUUUCCUAAGCCCAUAAAGUUACCUUUUGCUGUUACCAUCUGUUGUCCUGGAAUGUGCCAGUUUUUAUUUAUUCAUUCUAAUGAUAUUCAAUUUGCUUUUCUCUUUAGAUGUUUUUCUUGUUUAGAAUAAAAGGACUAAUUUUUCAAGAACCAUACAUCUCUGAUUUGGCCUAAGGUCAAAUUGGAUAUUGAGUAGUCUAUUCCAGGGCAGAUUUCCUAAAGAGAUACACUUGUCUUUUCAGCUGUGUAUUGUUUUGAAAUGUUUCCAAAUAUCUAAGAUAAUUUCAACAGAAGUGUAAGUCAUGUGAAAAGAAAGGUGGUGUAGCCCUUGUGGUAAUGACUUGAGUCAUAUGUUUACUAGCUGUAUGGUGUGGGAACUAGGCAAGCAGAACCUGAUUCUUUGGGUCAGUGUAUGAGUCCACAGGGUACGGGAAGGAUCAUCCCAUAAAGGAAGCCUGUGAGUAUGGCUUUUGCAAAGAAUUAGACAUAAUACUAUAAUUUUAGGUUGUGAUCUCUUUUUUCCUUUCAGUGGAAUUAUUUAAGCUCUUCAGUGACCUUUGUUUUCCCCACUUAAAAACUAAAAUGUAGCAUAUAUUGUAUAAAAUGAAAAUAUUAAUAGCUUAGGGAAACUGUACAUAAGGCAUUACCGGUUUAAAAAAAGCAUUUUUAUUAUGCAAUUGUAAAACACCAAAAAUAUAGAUUCAUCUUUGAUAUGUAACACACUAAAUGUAUUUUGUACAGCAUCUGAUUUGGAAGGUGCCUUAUUAAGUUUACCAUUAAUUGCUUUGUUCUAUAUACAGAUUAUGUCCAAUGUAUCAUUUUUCAGUAAAUAACCUUAUUUUAGUAUACUUCAGUGAUGUGUUUUGUGAUGCUGUUCUUAGAUUUAUUGUGUAUCAGAAGUCAGCUGUUGAGAUUUUUUUGAGUAACUUAAGUGUACAUAUGUACGUUCCUGAGCAUGCCUUUCAGCUUCUGGAAAGCCAGCACAGAGCAUGGCCAGGUAAGUGCCACAUGCUUUUCCUUUAUGUAGAUGCUGAACCUACCUUAAUGAGGGGAUUUUUUUUUUCCUUCUAUACAAAUUUAAAAAACCACAUUGUUUUCUGGUUAUAAAAAUGUGUGUUUAAGACAACAUUGGGAAACAGGAAAAGAAUAAGCAAAUAAACUACUCCAUUUUAUUGCCAGAUAA